UUUUUGUUAUUUUUAUAAAUCAUUUAAAAAAAUAUGUUUUAAAUUUACAAUUACAACAAAGGUUCUGUUAACUAAUUUCGACUAGAGUGUUUAGAAAUGCCCUAGCAACAAUUUAUACAAGAAUUUAAGCAAAGUUUUGCUCCGCCUCACAUAUGUUAACAAACGUGUAUAACUGCACUUCUAACUUGUAGCAACGUGUUUAGGUAUGAACGAAAUACCAACUCCUUUAGCAGCAACAUCGGGUACUUCAGUCAACAAUAUGGAUCGUAGACACUCUUCAAACUCUUUGUUUUCAUUGAGCAACAUUGCUACGGAACCACCAAUGCUGACACCCGAAGAAGAGGAAACAGAGAAAAAACAUUUAGAAAAGAUUGUAGCAGCUCUAAGGUUAUAUCGCAAAUUUUCUCUAUCAAGAGUAAAUAAAACAGAAUGGAAUUUAAAUCAAUUACCGAAAAGACAUCAGAAAAUGUUGACAAAAUAUCGUCAACACUUGAACACUUUAAGAGAUUGUAUAGACAAAAAUCAAGAAGUUAUCAGUGAAAUGCUGAGUGAAAAUCCUUUAAGAGAUGCCUCCAUGAGCAGUAAUAGAAAAUCGGAUGAACAUGCAGCAAAAAUACGGCACAUUGAUAUGGAAAACUCUGAUGAGAAUGUUGAACAUUUUCACAUUUUAAAGGCCCAAUCCACACUGAAAGCCAUUGCCCGUGACUGGAGCGAGGAAGAGGCUGAAGAGCGCAAACAAUCGUAUCAACCGAUUAUCGAAGCCAUUGAACAUUAUUUCGACCCUAAGGAGUGCAAUGUGGAGCAAGUGAAAAUUUUAGUUCCUGGCUGUGGUUUGGGUAGAUUGUCCUACGAGCUGGCUUGUCGAGGUUACGAGUGCGAGGCCAAUGAGUUCUCCUACUUUAUGUUGAUAGCCUCUAACUUUGUCUUGAACAAUUGCUCUCGUGAGAACAUGUACACUUUACAUCCUUGGGUACAUCAACAUGACAACAAUUUACGUCGAGCUGAUCAAGUGGCUGCUGUACGUUUUCCCGAUGUUUGCCCUUUAAAGAACAGACCAACUGGUAUACUAUCCGUGGUAGCCGGAGAUUUUCUGGAGGUUUACAAAACACCUGAUACGUAUAAUUGUGUGGCCACUUGUUUUUUUAUAGACUGCGCUAAUAAUGUGGUAGACUUUAUAGAAACUAUUUAUGACAUCUUAGUUCCUGGUGGUAUUUGGAUCAAUUUGGGACCUCUUCUAUACCACUUUAGUGAUAUACAAAAUGAGGAAAGUAUUGAGCCUACAUUUGAGGACAUUAUGGUGGUAAUCACUGGUGUGGGAUUUGAGGUUUUAAGUUCAAAAACCGGAGUACGCACAAAAUAUGCCCAGAAUCCUCAAUCCAUGUUAAAGAGCGAGUAUGAAAGUCUAUUUUGGAUAUGCCGCAAACCUUUGCACAUACCGGGCAAUGAUGAUGUUAAUGAAAAUGAUGAUGAGGUGGAUGAUCAUGGAAAUGGUUAUAGCUUUCCGGGUGGUUUUCAGGGUUCAUUUCCCUUGAAGUAGGAAAACCAUUCUUUUUAGAAAAGGGCUUCAAAUGAUGAAUUAUUUUUCAUUUCCUGAUGUAUGUUAUGUGAAUUUUUCAUUUAAUUUUUUUAUUUUCUUCUUAUUUUUAAUGUUAACUUGAUUUUUAACGACUUCCAAAGAAAUGUAUUGGAAAUCAUGUUGUUAAUAAGACAAAUGAAUUUUUAAUUUUAGAUGCAACUAGAAUAAGUAAUAAAAAAUUUAUAUAAAUAAAGACUUUAUAUUAAAAAAGAGCACAUGUAAAAAUA
This is a messenger RNA of Lucilia cuprina (Australian sheep blowfly), 1803 nucleotides long. Its product is annotated as carnosine N-methyltransferase. The record is from RefSeq and is a predicted model, not a curated record. Gene Ontology annotation, molecular function: S-adenosylmethionine-dependent methyltransferase activity. NCBI's taxonomy places the organism in Eukaryota, Metazoa, Arthropoda, Insecta, Diptera, Calliphoridae. The coding region runs from base 206 to 1537 and encodes 443 amino acids. The transcript is spliced from 6 exons.